AGACAUUACAAGACGAUGCGGGAUAACAUCGAUUCUAGCCACUCUUAGCACACACGCACGUUGUCGUCCGUGGUCAAAUCUGAACUGGUGGAUGGACGGCAGCGCAAUAAAAUGACCGACUACGGAGAGGAGCAGCGAAACGAGCUGGAGGCAAUAGAGUCCAUUUAUCCAGACUCAUUUACAGUGCUUUCUGAGGAUCCCACAAGCUUUACAAUCACAGUCACUUCAGAUGCAGGAGAAAACGACGAGACGGUUCAAGUAACACUAAAGUUCACCUAUGUGGAAAAGUACCCAGAUGAGCCCCCACUGUGGGAGAUACAUUCCCAGGAAAAUCUUGAGGAUUCAGACACAGAAGACAUUCUGACGCUGUUGAAGCAACAGGCAGAAGAAAACCUCGGCAUGGUCAUGAUCUUCACGCUGGUGACAGCUGUGCAGGAGAAACUGAAUGAAAUAAUCGACCAGAUAAAGAGCAGAAGAGAGGAAGAAAAGCAAAGGAAAGAGCGAGAGGCAGAAGAGGCAGAGAAGCGGGCUUUCCAGGGAACUGUGGUGACGAUUGAGAAUUUCCUGUCAUGGAAGGCGCGUUUCGAACAGGAGAUGGCAGAACUGAAGAGGAAAAAAAUCAAGGAAGAUGACUCUGGAAAGAGUAAACUCACAGGAAAGCAGCUGUUUGAGAGAGAUCAUAACCUUGACACAUCAGAUAUCCAGUUCCUGGAGGAUGGUGGGAACAGUGUUGAAGUGGAUGAGUCACUCUUCCAGGAUAUGGAUGAUUUAGACUUGGAUGAAGACGAUCCUGAUUAUGACCCACUGGAGCUGGGCAGUGAUGAGGACUAAAGUGGUCAAAUGGUCAACCUGAGAGUGGACACAAUGGCCAUUCAGACAGCAGGCUAACCAUGCUAAAAAAGAACUGUUUCCCCAGGCUGCAGGAUUCUGCAUAUUUUAUUGGAACUGUUAAAUAUGAUAAUUUCUACCGUUAUGCCAUUAAAUCCCAUCAGUCAUGAGCUGCUGGUAUUUCACAUUGUUCA
Messenger RNA from Colossoma macropomum (tambaqui), 1022 nucleotides. It is a transcript of the gene rwdd1, whose product is annotated as RWD domain containing 1. Gene Ontology annotation, molecular function: protein binding. NCBI's taxonomy places the organism in Eukaryota, Metazoa, Chordata, Actinopteri, Characiformes, Serrasalmidae. The transcript has 7 exons. Bases 112 to 831 code for a protein of 239 amino acids. The record is from RefSeq and is a predicted model, not a curated record. Gene Ontology annotation, biological process: cytoplasmic translation.